GUAUACAAUGAUGCUCAUAUCCUGGAGAAGUUACUCAAAGAUAAAAGGAAAGAGCUGGGACCUUUGCCUGACGAUGAUGACAUGGCUUCUCCCAAACUUAAGCUGAGUAGGAAGAGUGGUGUUUCUCCUAAGAAAUCAAAGUACAUGACUCCGAUGCAGCAGAAACUGAAUGAAGUGUAUGAAGCUGUAAAGAACUAUACUGAUAAGAGGGGUCGCCGCCUCAGUGCGAUAUUCCUAAGACUCCCCUCUAGAUCAGAGCUGCCUGACUACUAUCUGACCAUUAAAAAGCCCAUGGACAUGGAAAAAAUUCGAAGUCACAUGAUGGCAAACAAGUACCAAGAUAUAGAUUCUAUGGUAGAGGACUUUGUCAUGAUGUUUAAUAAUGCCUGUACCUACAAUGAACCAGAGUCUUUAAUCUACAAAGAUGCCCUUGUCCUACAUAAAGUCCUCCUUGAAACUCGUAGAGACCUAGAGGGAGAUGAGGAUUCUCAUGUUCCUAAUGUGACCUUGCUGAUUCAAGAACUUAUCCAUAAUCUUUUUGUGUCAGUCAUGAGUCAUCAGGAUGAUGAAGGAAGAUGUUACAGUGACUCCUUAGCAGAAAUUCCUGCUGUGGAUCCGAACUUUCCCAACAAACCUCCCCUUACAUUUGACAUUAUUAGGAAGAAUGUUGAAAGUAAUCGAUAUCGGCGACUCGAUUUAUUUCAGGAGCAUAUGUUUGAAGUAUUGGAAAGGGCAAGAAGGAUGAAUCGGACAGAUUCUGAAAUAUAUGAGGAUGCAGUAGAACUUCAGCAGUUUUUUAUUAGAAUUCGUGAUGAACUCUGCAAAAAUGGAGAGAUCCUUCUUUCUCCAGCACUCAGCUAUACCACAAAACAUUUGCAUAAUGAUGUGGAAAAAGAAAAAAAGGAAAAAUUACCUAAAGAAAUAGAGGAAGAUAAACUAAAACGAGAAGAAGAGAAAAGAG
Grammomys surdaster is the source of this 961-nucleotide messenger RNA. Its product is annotated as protein polybromo-1-like. Lineage: Eukaryota; Metazoa; Chordata; Mammalia; Rodentia; Muridae. Gene Ontology annotation, molecular function: protein binding. The record is from RefSeq and is a predicted model, not a curated record. Gene Ontology annotation, biological process: chromatin remodeling. The transcript is spliced from 3 exons. Gene Ontology annotation, cellular component: RSC-type complex. The annotation marks the transcript as partial.